GAGACGACCCACCAUUCUUUCUGCCCACCUAACCCUAGCUCAAAAAAAACGAGCGAAAUCCCAAAGAACAAAUCCAAGGAAAAAGAGUCGCAGGGAUGCGGAGGCUAUGGCGAUGGUACCAGCAGUCCCUGUCCUCCUACCCCGUGCGGACGCAGGUCGUCAGCUCCGGCAUCCUCUGGGCCCUCGGCGACAUCGGCGCGCAGGCCGUCACCCACAAAUCCGCCAGCUCCCACCACCACCACGCCAACAACCCCGAGGAUAAAGAUAAAGAGUUCAAAAUUGAUUGGAAGAGGGUCGGCAUCACAAGUUCAUUUGGAUUUGCUUUUGUUGGACCUGUGGGACAUUACUGGUAUGAUUACUUGGAUUGUUUGGUCCGACGAAGAUACCAGCCUGGUUCGUUCAAAUUUGUAGCCUCAAAGGUUGCAGCAGAUGGUCUCCUCUUCGGACCGCUAGAUCUGGGGCUGUUCUUCUCUUAUGUGGGCCUUGCUUCAGGAAGGAGUCUGGAGCAGGUGAAGGAAGAUGUGAAGAGGGAUAUCAUUCCUGCUCUAGUUUUAGGGGGAGCCAUCUGGCCGGCUGUGCAGAUCGCAAACUUCCGCUUCAUUCCCGUGCGAUAUCAACUGCUUUACGUGAACUUGUUCUGCCUGUUAGACAGUUGUUUCUUGUCUUGGAUCGAGCAGCAAGGAGAUGCGGCUUGGAAGCAAUGGUUCCCAUCGUUCCAGAAGAAAAUUGAAGACCAGAAGAGCAACGCCUGAUCUGAAUCAUGAUUGAAGAAGACGCUUGACCAGAAGUUAGCUUCCGUCAUUUUGACUGAUAUAUCCAGGAAGUAUAUCAGUUGCUGCCAGCAGGCAUCAUCUGUUUAUGUGGAGUUCUGGUGGCCAGCGAUACUGGGCAUCACUGUCAUGUGGAGAUGAUCAUUCUUUUUUCCACAACUUCGAUGAGAAGGCAAUGCUCUCGUUUAACUUUUUGUUUCGUAAUCGAGCAUUUGUUCAUGCUGUUUGUUUAACCUGCAGAGCACGUAUUUUUUAACGAGUAUUCACUGUAUUCCUUGUGUUGUUGUGGGGAACAUGAUCUUCAUAAGUAUGGAAUGGUGCCGAAAACUUUCUACUGUUA
This is a messenger RNA of Hordeum vulgare subsp. vulgare (domesticated barley), 1110 nucleotides long. RefSeq names its product protein Mpv17. The coding region runs from base 96 to 752 and encodes 218 amino acids. The record is from RefSeq and is a predicted model, not a curated record. Gene Ontology annotation, cellular component: cytoplasm; membrane. The transcript is spliced from 4 exons. NCBI's taxonomy places the organism in Eukaryota, Viridiplantae, Streptophyta, Magnoliopsida, Poales, Poaceae.